AAAAAGAAAAAAGAAAAAGAAAACACUGUUGACGUUUCAAAGUCUUGCUUCUUUCUUCGUUACCUCCGUUGGAAAUCUUCUUUACAAGCUCUUUGUCAAACCGUCACCAUAGGAACGAGUACUAUUUAAAAAUUAUUCUUGUUACGAAUCGCUGAUAAAUGUUCCAAAAUCAAUUUAUCCGUUCCGAAAUACUCCUUUUCUUUUCUUGAAGGUGCUCUUCCAUGAUUUGUGGCUUGUUCUCGAGCCAUGAAUUAAAGAAGGAAUCGACACCCACUGUGAUUUCGACGGCCAUCGAAAGUUUGAUAAGGCUUUUCGCAAGCGCUCCGUGAACAAUUUCAGUGUUCUGUAUAGCCAAACCAACCCUUAUUCGCAAAUAAACCAAUUACAAGUGACUUAACAGGAAUCGUUUCCAUGGUUUUUUGCGAGCGACUCGAAAAGAAUGUUCUGAGGUUUUUCACAAAGUGGACUGAAUGUCGUUAAAUCUCUUUAGUAAUGCAAAUUAGAUCGACUCUCUUUGCCGGUGCAGAGAAAGACAGAGAUCUAGUCACUUAUACUUGCCCAUGAAAAUGGUUAAUAAAUACCAUUUUCUAGGGAUUUCUCUGCAACUUUUUGUUCUAUUCUUUUUAUAUCGGCUUUUCUUCGUAAAGGAAACUGUUAUUGUUCAUAGCUCAGUGUCGGGAAAGUUUUCCAAUCCCCAGACGUUUAAAAGUGACAAAAAAUUGCGACAGCGGACGGUGGAUUUUACCUGGAAUAAUAUACCACGGAGAUCUCGGCCCCCUGAAGAUGAAAUGCACGAGAAGUGGAUUGUUCUUACCACUGUAAACCCACCCACAGCAGAUGUUAAGAAGUUAGCGGGUAUGAAAGGCUGGAAGGUUGUAGUAGUCGGUGACACAAAAACACCUACGGAUUGGAGUUAUCCCAAUUGUGUUUUCCUCAGCAUUGAAAAACAAAAGACUCUAGGGUAUCGCAUUCAUGAUUUUCUGCCCUAUAACAGUUAUGGUCGUAAAAACAUCGGCUAUCUGUAUGCCAUCCAACAUGGAGCAAAAAUCAUUUAUGAAACAGAUGAUGACAACUCGCCAGCAAGUGGAGAUAUUGCUUUCCACCAUCAGCUGGAAACCGGUGAUUUCUAUGUAUACAAAACUGAUUCUACGGUGGUAAAUCCUUAUGAACACUUUGGACAGACUACUAUUUGGCCAAGAGGGUACCCAUUGGAACGCAUUGCUGAUCGCUCAUCACACAACUUCCUCAAAUGCAGAGGGGCGGACACAUCCAUACAACAGGGCGUAGUAAAUGGUGACCCGGAUGUGGACGCCAUAUUUCGUUUAACAAGAAAAGACAAAGGUGUAGACUUGAAAGUAGAGUUUGAUGCUGACGCACCACCUGUUGUUCUUCCUCCAAACACGAUGGCUCCAUUCAACUCACAAAACACGCUGUUUUUUAACAAAGCCUUAUGGGGCAUGUUGUUGCCAAUCACCGUAUCAUUUCGAGUCUGUGAUAUCUGGCGUGGUUACUGGGCACAGCGGUUGCUAUGGGAUGUUGGAUCGCAGCUGUCGUUUUUCCCACCAAACGCUGUUCAGUUUCGAAAUGCUCACAAUUAUCUUGUUGAUUUUAUCGAAGAGAAACUACUCUACCAUGAUGCUGGGCGCUUGGUAGAAUUUCUGGUUAAAUGGAGAUCUGACGAAAACGAUUUCUUCAGCAGAGUUUUAGAUCUGAGCAUAGCAAUGGUUCAAGAGGGCUUUUGGAAGACUGAUGACGCCUUCUUGACAGAAGCUUGGCUCGCUGAUCUGAUUAGCGUCGGGUAUGAAAUGCCAAUUUUAAAAAGUUCUCAUAAGCCAUGUCAAGAAAUUAUAGGCGAGAUUGAGCUUCCCCCGAAAGAACAACCGUCCUCGUAUUUACGAGAAGGUGGUGAUUUGAAACUUUUAUAAUCAGGCGGAAUUCCUAUAUUGAAGAACAGAGAUCUAGUUUCGUCUCACGAGUGAAAUCAUAGAGGCGGUCAUUUUUGAGUUCAAGAGCAGCUCAUUCCCGUAAAUUACUCUCAGCUUCCUUUAUUUCUUAGCUUGAGCCCAAAGGAUGCAAAAUUACUACAGGAUAGAUGCUAAGGAGCGAAGGAACGACUGUUACCCCCAGAAAGUCAAUGUGUUUUUCAUUUAAAGUGUUCCGUGCAAUGAACUUUGCAAAAUAGGGAGCUGAGAACAGUCGAUGCUGUUGAAAAAUGCAUGAAGUUACCUUUUUUGAUGGAAA
Molecule: messenger RNA, 2241 nt
Organism: Pocillopora verrucosa
Lineage: Eukaryota; Metazoa; Cnidaria; Anthozoa; Scleractinia; Pocilloporidae
Source: RefSeq, a predicted model, not a curated record